This is a messenger RNA of Bactrocera dorsalis (oriental fruit fly), 1164 nucleotides long. It is a transcript of the gene gammaSnap1, whose product is annotated as gamma-soluble NSF attachment protein. Bases 105 to 1073 code for a protein of 322 amino acids. Gene Ontology annotation, cellular component: SNARE complex; vacuolar membrane. Lineage: Eukaryota; Metazoa; Arthropoda; Insecta; Diptera; Tephritidae. Gene Ontology annotation, biological process: intracellular protein transport. The record is from RefSeq and is a predicted model, not a curated record. Gene Ontology annotation, molecular function: soluble NSF attachment protein activity; syntaxin binding. The transcript is spliced from 7 exons.
UAUUAAAGAUGUUUCAAUAAUUAUUGUGUUUGGCAGCUCUGUGCAAAAAUCGUUUUCCCAAUUAUUAUUGAUUUGGGUAAGGAGUUUUAAAAAUUAAAUUUGCUAUGACUUCUAAAAAAAUAGAGGAGGGUCAAGAAUUAGUUCGACAAGCAGAAAAAAGUUUAAAGGUUGGAUUAUUGAAGUGGAGACCCGAUUAUGACGUAGCUGCAGAUGAAUACACAAAAGCGGCUACCGCCUUUCGUAUAGCUAAGUCUUUUGAACAAAGCAAAGAGUGCUUAGUGAAAGCAAUUGAUUGUCAUAAAAAUAAUCGAUCUUGGUUUCAUGCUGCAAAAUGUUACGAACAGAUAAUUUUGAUAUUGAAAGAAACCAACAAUUUACUCGAAAUAGAGGAAAAUGUAAAUAAAGCAUGCAAUCUUUAUCAGCAACAUGGAUCGCCAGAAGCUGCUGCAACCGCAUUAGACAAAUCUGCUAAAAUUGUAGAGCAAAAGCAUCCUGAACUUGCUUUGACCUUUUAUAAGCAUGCUUUGGAAGUUGUAAUGUUAGACGACUCCACACGACAUGCUGCUGAGUAUGCAUCAAAAAUUUCACGAAUUUUGGUAAAAUUAAAUAAAUAUGACCAGGCCGCAGAUGCUAUAAGAAGGGAAAUCGGGUUAAAUCAACAAACAGAGUCUUAUGGUCAAAUUGGUCGAUUAGCUGUAGCCCUGGUUUUGGUUCAACUUGCUCGAGGAGAUUUUGUUGCAGCGGAGAAAGCAUUUAAGGAAUGGGGUAAUUGUUGUGAUUCGGAUGAAGUUCAAACAUUAGAACUUCUUCUGCAAGCAUUUGAUGAUGAAGAUCCAGAGUCUGCUAAACGAGCUUUAGCUGCUCCUUUUAUACGACACAUGGAUGUUGAGUACAGUAUUCUCGCUCGCGAUAUACCAUUACCACAUGGCUUAGCAACUACGUCAAAAGCCGACGUGAUCAAGGAUGCUGCGCCUUCUUAUAUGUCUCCAAAUACCGAGCAAGUGGACGAUGGAUCAACAAAGCCUAGUGUACCUAACCAUGAUGAAGAUGAAGAAGAGGAAGGAUUGUGUUAGUCAUUAUUAUUAACUAGUUUUAUCGCAGAAGCUAAUGUUUGUUUUGGUAUUUAAUAAGGUUAAUAAAAGUUUACUCCCUUAAAGAAAAUAA